This is a messenger RNA of Procambarus clarkii (red swamp crayfish), 1140 nucleotides long. NCBI's taxonomy places the organism in Eukaryota, Metazoa, Arthropoda, Malacostraca, Decapoda, Cambaridae. The record is from RefSeq and is a predicted model, not a curated record.
AUGGGGCUUGAGACGGAAGGCGCCUACCUGGUGCUACGCCCACUAGUCCUCUGGCUCUCACGCCCGCCGCCCGUCGCCCCACGCACGACCACCGUCUUAUUCAGCGGACACGUCUCGCCACGCUCACCAUACAACUGCCAGGCACUUCGAGUUAGUUCGCCCAUAAAGAUCAAUAUUGUAGGCCCUGAGGGCCGUUGCGCGACAGUUCGACCCCCCUUAAGAGUGGCACACCUCGACCCCCGCAGCGUGGUACACCUCGACCCCCGCAGCGUGGCACACCCCGACCCCCGCAGCGUGGCACACCUCGACCCCCGCAGCGUGGCACACCUCGACCCCCGCAGCGUGGCACACCCCGACCCCUGCAGCGUGGCACACCCCGACCCCUGCAGCGUGGCACACCCCGACCCCCGCAGCGUGGCACACCUCGACCCCCGCAGCGUGGCACACCUCGACCCCCGCAGCGUGGCACACCUCGACCCCCGCAGCGUGGCACACCUCGACCCCCGCAGCGUGGCACACCUCGACCCCCGCAGCGUGGCACACCCCGACCCCCGCAGCGUGGCACACCUCGACCCCCGCAGCGUGGCACACCUCGACCCCCGCAGCGUGGCACACCUCGACCCCCGCAGCGUGGCACACCUCGACCCCCGCAGCGUGGCACACCCCGACCCCCGCAGCGUGGCACACCUCGACCCCCGCAGCGUGGCACACCCCGACCCCCGCAGCGUGGCACAUCCCGACCCCCGCAGCGUGGCACACCCCGACCCCCGCAGCGUGGCACACCUCGACCCCCGCAGCGUGGCACACCUCGACCCCCGCAGCGUGGCACACCUCGACCCCCGCAGCGUGGCACACCCCGACCCCCGCAGCGUGGCACACCUCGACCCCCGCAGCGUGGCACACCUCGACCCCCGCAGCGUGGCACACCUCGACCCCCGCAGCGUGGCACACCCCGACCCCCGCAGCGUGGCACACCCCGACCCCCGCAGCGUGGCACACCCCGACCCCCGCAGCGUGGCACUCUGCCCCCACUUAUGCACGACACAGGUUCUAGUGACCACCGAGAACAACAAUAAUACACGUGACAAUCAGAUCUUCCAGCUCAAUUGUUCUCUGGCAGGAAGAGAACUUGUUUUUUAA